UGCGGAAAGGGUCAAGUCGCGCGUCCCGAGAGCCCGAGCUCAGAACGGUCGCCAGGCGGAACCGCUCCGGGAGGGCGGAAGCGGGGGGCAGGACGGUGUCGUGUGGCGGAAGAGGCCCGAGGAUUUCCGAAGCGAGCGGAAGCGGCGCUGCCGGGGUCGGGACGAGCCGCAGGCAUGGCCGAGGCGUCCUCGGAGCGGGAGGCGGAGGCCGAGGCGCUGGCCGCGGCGCGCGAGCGGAGCCGCCUCUUCCUGAGCGGCCUGGAGCUGGUGCAGCAGGGCGCCGAGGCGCGCGUCUUCCGCGGCCGCUUCCAGGGCCGCGCGGCCGUGGUGAAGCACCGCUUCCCCAAGAGCUACCGGCACCCGGCGCUGGAGGCGCGGCUCGGCCGGCGGAGGACGGUGCAGGAGGCGCGCGCGCUGCUCCGCUGCCGCCGCGCGGGAAUAGCUGCUCCGGUUGUCUUCUUCGUGGACUAUGCUUCUAACUGCUUGUAUAUGGAAGAAAUCGAAGACUCGGUGACUGUUCGCGAUUAUAUUCAGUCCACUAUGGAGACUGAGAAAGACCCCCAGUGCCUCAUGGGCUUGGCCAGGAGAAUCGGGCAGGUUCUGGCUAGAAUGCACGAUGAAGACCUCAUUCACGGGGACCUCACCACCUCCAACAUGCUCCUGAAACGGCCCCUGGAGCAGCUGCACAUUGUGCUCAUCGACUUCGGGCUGAGUUUUGUUUCGGGACUGCCGGAAGAUAAAGGCGUCGACCUCUAUGUCCUAGAGAAGGCCUUCCUCAGCACCCACCCCCACACUGAGACUGUGUUUGAAGCCUUUCUGAAGAGCUACGGUGCGUCCUCCAAGAAGUCCAGUCCAGUGCUGAAGAAGUUAGAUGAGGUGCGCCUGAGAGGGAGAAAGCGGUCCAUGGUCGGGUAGCUGUAAUGACUGGCUCCCAGGGAGAACGCUGUGGACGAGGCUGGACCACAGGCUGUGGGUCUCACAGGGAGAACGCUGUGGAUGAGGCUGGACCACAGGCUGUGGGUCUCACAGGGAGAACACUGUGGAUGAGGCUGGACCGCAGGCUGUGGGUCUCACAGGGAGAACAUGUGGACGAGGCUGGACCUCAGGCUGUGGGUCUCACAGUGAGAACAUGUGGACGAGGCUGGACCUCAGGCUGUGGGUCUCACAGUACAAAUGCUGUGUAUGAGGUUGGACCACAGGCUGGGGGGUCUCACAAUGAGAACGCUGUGGACGAGGCUGGACCUCAGGCUGUGGGGUUGUGUUAAGUGGCCUGUGCACCGUCACCUGUGGUUCACUGUUCUCAGGAGCUUAGUGUACAUAAGGCCUGUUCUAGGCAGAACUGAGUGAGUAGCCCAGGCUGGCCUUAAAUUCAUGGCAGUCCUCCUACCUCAGCUUGCUGGGAUUGGAGAUUAUAAGCCACCAUGCCUGGCUUUCCACUGGUUCUGUAAGAAAUGAAACAUCAGCUAUGACUAUA
This is a messenger RNA of Peromyscus leucopus (white-footed mouse), 1474 nucleotides long. Its product is annotated as EKC/KEOPS complex subunit Tp53rk. Lineage: Eukaryota; Metazoa; Chordata; Mammalia; Rodentia; Cricetidae. The transcript is spliced from 2 exons. The record is from RefSeq and is a predicted model, not a curated record. Bases 175 to 915 code for a protein of 246 amino acids. Gene Ontology annotation, cellular component: EKC/KEOPS complex; cytosol; nucleus. Gene Ontology annotation, biological process: protein phosphorylation. Gene Ontology annotation, molecular function: ATP binding; protein serine/threonine kinase activity.